Molecule: messenger RNA, 2425 nt
Organism: Belonocnema kinseyi
Lineage: Eukaryota; Metazoa; Arthropoda; Insecta; Hymenoptera; Cynipidae
Gene: Fic
Product: protein adenylyltransferase Fic
Exons: 4
Coding region: 315-1751 (478 amino acids)
Molecular function (GO): protein binding
Source: RefSeq, a predicted model, not a curated record
UACAAAUCGAAUACAACAUUUUGGAGGCAGAAUCUACGUAUUUUAUAAUAAUAAUUACGCUCCUGAUAUAUGGUAUCAUCAAUGACCAAUAAAAAUCGACCACAUGUAUUUGUAUAAAAUAGUGUAGUAAUCAAUUGAUAGUUUUACACAUUUACAAUCUAUAUUUAUAUCAGUGCGCCUGUCAUGUGUCAACGCGAGCAAAAUCAAACGUCAGUGUAUAACAUUUUGAGGUUAGGAUCGGCAGUGAUUUUAUUCGUUUUUAGACCGAAAAUAUCACAAGAAAGGACAGUACCUGAUGAAGGUGAUAGUGGAAAAUGCCCCCAUCCUGUGGAAGUGAUUGUCAAUCGGAUUUUUCAAGUCCAUUAUACUUAAAGAAUGAAAAAACUCCUAAAGAUAAGGACGAUAUGGCUCCAAAUAAAAUUAUUGUUCUUCUUGUUUUCGUUGCCGGAAUCGCAGUCGCAUUUAUCGGAACUCUUUUACAACGGUAUUUCUGCGAAACAACAUUCGAGUCUUCUGGAAACAAUCGAGUUUUUUCUCCCCUUCCAGCAGAGAAUUUCCUGAACAUCUACGACGAGGGAACACUGAGGCUUACAAAUUCGCCAGAUUUAAUUAAAAAAUGCGAUUCCCACAACGACGCAGCUUCCGUCGCAGAAGCUCUAACUUCCUUGCAUUUGGCCGUCGAAAUGAAGCAUUCUGGUAAGCAGAAAAAAGCUGUGAAGCUUUUUCAACAUGCGGUUGCACUUGCUCCAGAGCAUCCUGACAUUCUGAAUCGCUAUGGGGAAUUUUUGGAACACACUCAGAACAACAUAGUUAAAGCAAAUGAAUAUUACGUUCGUGCUUUGACCUAUCAACCAAAUCACGAAAGUGCUUUAAUCAACAGAGAAAGAACAGCCCGGGUGGUUGAGGAACUGGAUCGAAUAAUGCUCAGAAGAAUUGAUGAAAAGAGGAAUGCACUUUCUGCUAUUCCUGACAGCGAUGCUGCACUCAUCAGGGCAAAAAAGGAAGCAUACUUUCAGCAUAUAUACCACACGGUGGGAAUCGAAGGAAAUACAAUGAAUCUCGCACAGACGAGAGCCAUCGUCGAGACAAGAACUGCUGUCGCUGGAAAAAGCAUCGAUGAGCAUAAUGAAAUUCUUGGACUGGAUGCUGCGAUGAAAUAUAUUAACGCGACCCUUGUGAAUAGGGUUGGCUCAAUUUCUAUAAAGGACAUCCUGGAGAUUCACAGGCGUGUUUUGGGCCAUGUGGACCCUAUCGAAGGUGGACAAUUCCGAAGAACCCAGGUUUACGUCGGUGGACACAUUCCCCCUGGACCUGGAGAUAUUCAUUUCCUGAUGGAAGAAUUUGCUUCCUGGCUCAACAGCGAGAGAGCUAUCAGGUUACAUCCCGUAAGGUAUGCAGCCUUGGCUCAUUACAAGCUGGUACACAUACACCCUUUUUCGGAUGGAAAUGGGAGAACUUCUCGCCUCCUGAUGAACAUGAUUUUGAUGCAAGCUGGUUAUCCUCCAGUCAUCAUUCACAAACGACAUCGACACGAAUAUUACGAAAAUUUGCAAAUAGCAAAUGGAGGCGACGUAAGGCCUUUCGUCAGAUUUAUAGCAGAAUGCACCGAGCAAACGCUCGAUUUGUUCCUCUGGGCCACUAGCGAAUUUUCCAAGCAAGUUCCAGCCUUGAGCCAGGACAGCUUCUCCAAGGACAGACAAAGCACAAUUAUUCUCAAUGACGAUGAAACUAGUGAUUUCGAGAACGAUUGAGACGAGUGCAAAUUAGGCUUUAAUUCAAUUAUUUAUAUUCACGAAUCCCAAGAGUGCAAGCGUGAUAUUUCUGAGAUGAAUUCUGAAAUUUCGCACCAGAAAUAUUUUCAAGUGGGUAACGUUUGCAAAGCACUCUAAAUUUAUUUAUUAUAUAGCUGAUUUAUUUAUACAUUUUUUUUAUUUAUUAUUUUUGGAACUCAUUGAUGAUGUGCAAAAUAUGAAUGGAAUGUAUUUGUAUUGAUAAGGUAUAAAAUGAUUAUUUAUUAUAUGUUAGUGGAAUAAGAGACUGGCAUAAAAAUACCUGACAAGUGAAUUUUAACUCAGAUGAUUUAAAAAACGCGAUAGAGAAUUGUACAUAAAAAAGUGCAUUUGUAGAAGUAUUUAUGACUGUAUAACUAUUAUACUAUCUUCCGCCUUUUUGGAUUUUCUGGGUAUGGAUGAAAUGCCCGGACUCCGCCUUCAGACUGUGAUUACAUUUACAUAUGUUAAAUACUUAUACCUAGUGAAAGAAGAAAAAGCUUCUUCUUAAUUUAUAGACGAAACACAAAUUUUUCACUGUUUGUACAUUUUCUCUUUAAUUUUAAAAAAGCGGCGCUGAAUAUCUGUAAUUACUUGCUGGUCAAGGUUUAUUCAGUUGCAUGUAAAUAAAUAAAGAAUGACCUGUUGUGCAAAAA